Ipomoea triloba (trilobed morning glory) is the source of this 1006-nucleotide messenger RNA. Its product is annotated as E3 ubiquitin-protein ligase RMA1H1-like. Bases 174 to 854 code for a protein of 226 amino acids. Gene Ontology annotation, biological process: ubiquitin-dependent protein catabolic process. The record is from RefSeq and is a predicted model, not a curated record. NCBI's taxonomy places the organism in Eukaryota, Viridiplantae, Streptophyta, Magnoliopsida, Solanales, Convolvulaceae. The transcript has 2 exons. Gene Ontology annotation, cellular component: endoplasmic reticulum. Gene Ontology annotation, molecular function: ubiquitin protein ligase activity; metal ion binding; ubiquitin-like protein conjugating enzyme binding.
CUAUAUAAACCUCUCUGCACUUUCCCUUCACCAAACUCCAUACCCAUUCUCUUCAACUAUGCCUUUCUCUCUCUAAAAGACUCACAAUCAAUCAAAGGUCAAAGCUUCCUCAAUUUUCUUGCUCUUUUGGUUAAGGACUGGUAGACUAAACGAGUUUGGUUUAUAACGUCUUUAUGGCUGUUGAGCAGCACUUUGCACGCGAUUGGAAAUCAUUCUCUGCUGCAGUGGAAGACACCGAGAAGAUUUCUGCUUGCUUCGACUGCAACAUUUGCCUGGACUUUGCCAGCGAUCCGGUGGUCACUCUGUGCGGCCAUCUCUACUGUUGGCCUUGCAUCUAUGAGUGGUUUCAGGUGCGGAGCAGCUCAGACGAGCCUCUGCAGUGCCCCGUUUGCAAGGCCGAGCUAUCAGACACAUCCGUAGUGCCUCUUUAUGGCAGUGGCAAGAAACUGCCCGAGUCUCAACCCGAAGGCAAGCCUUCCGCUUUAAAGGUGCCCCCGAGGCCACCUGCCAGUCCACAGCCGUUGGCAAGUCCCAAUUCCCAGCCGCUUCCGUAUCUGCACAACUACCCUUAUUCCCCCCACGCCACCACGCACGCAGGCGAUGCCUCGUUUAGCCUCGGGAACAAUGCAGGCGUGGCUGUCAACGCUCCCGAGGUCGGGAUGCUCGGGGAGAUGGUGUACGCUCGGGUGUUCGGGAACUCGGAGAGCUUGUACGCCGCGUACCCUAAUUCGUACCAGGCCCGGGGAAACAGCAGCCCGAGGCUGAGGCGACAGGAGAUGCAGGUGGAUAAGUCACUGAACAGAAUUACAACCUUCCUUUUCUUCUGCUUCCUUCUGUGUCUAUUGCUGUUUUAGAAUCAUUUUGCUGUUCUAUACCACAUUCUGUCAGUCUGUAUAAAAUGGUCUCAUCCAUGCUUGUGAGGAUCUUGAUGUGUAACACCAUAUAUAAUACCAUGAUGUGAUCUCAAGUUUUUGCCAAGAAAACAGCAGCCAUUCUUGAUCUUCCA